Messenger RNA from Triticum turgidum subsp. durum (durum wheat), 462 nucleotides. The record is from the annotation of a GenBank genome assembly. NCBI's taxonomy places the organism in Eukaryota, Viridiplantae, Streptophyta, Magnoliopsida, Poales, Poaceae.
AUGGCCGCCUUCCGCCUCCUCUUCCUCCUGCUUGCCUUCUCCGCCAGCUGCAACAGCAUUGCCGCUGCCAGCGCGAUGUACAAGGCGAGGGCCAGUGUGAUUUUCAGACAUGAUGCUCGCACCAUCGAGGUCAAAUUCGUCCUCCCCGCCAGCAACAGCCCAGUCGCCGCUGGGGACGAGGACCUGCAGCUGCGGCAGGAAGCCAUGGCGCAGGCCAUUACCGUGAUCUCUCGCCACAGGCCAGAGACCAGCGACGCCGAGAAGCUCAAGUGGGCGCUGGGGGUGGUGAACCUCGAGGCCCAGCGGUGGAAGCCCAUCUUCAGAGCCGUCAGCACGGUGCUGGAGAGCGGCGCCGACGACGGCACCAAGGAGGACGCGUUCGCCCAGGCCAAGGAGGAGCUCAACCGCGAGCUCGGCCAGGAAGGUCCCAACGCCCUCAAGAUCGACUUCGGGUAUAUGUGA